UUGUGCCUUUUUCAUUGUUCAAACCGCAGCAGGUUUCUGUGCUAUGUGAUAAUCGGAAUUCGCGAUGGAGUUCUCGAACGAUCUGCUGCGGCGCUAUCGCGACGAUCGCCGCAAGCUGCUGGAGUUCCUCCUCUCGUCUGGCCUCAUCAAGGAAAUCACCGCGGCGGCGGACAUCGAAUUCGAUCAUCUCAGCGCUGAUUACGUUCUCGAAUGCAUCCAGUCCGGUGGCGUGCUUGAUGUUUCUCAAGCAACAAGGAGGUAUCAUGAGGAGUCUUCACAUCCAAUAGCGAUGCAUUUGCAAUCAGGAGAUGUUUUUUACCUCCUCUCGGGAACAGAAUCAGCUGGAUCUCCACCUCGUCGUGUUGCACCGUCAAUCCCCCUGAACCGGAAAGCAAACGAAAGUGACUUUGUUGAAAGGAACAAUUUUCCUGGGCCUACCUAUCCAGCUGCAGAAAGAUCAUAUAUCUCCAGUCAGGAGGCUGGGAAUAAUUAUCAAGAAAAUACUAUCCCAUGUGCAAAAUCAUUGGAUAAUAAACUUACCCAUUCAGUAGGAUUACCAAAUCUAAGAACAGAAAUUCCAGUUUUGAGUAAACUGAUGCACAGUUUUAGGAUUUGUGAAGGUUUACGGGAUGAUGACUUGCGGGAAACUGCUUAUGAAGUGUUUCUUGCAUGUAUGCUUUUUUCCGGGUUAGAAAUUCAGACAACUGAGGGUAGAAAGAGAGAAAAAAGUUCUAAGUUCCUUUCUGGGUUAAAAAAUAGGAAAGAGAAACGGCAUAUGGAAUCGGCACCUAUUGAAAGUCAUUUGAAGGUCCUUGACACAAUUCGCUUACAAAUGCAGAUAUCUGAAGCUGCAGAUGCUUUUAUUAGGCGGAGAUUGACACAGUUUGUGAUGGGGAAAGUUUGCACUCAAAUCGAUGUUCCACAGUUGUCCUUGGUUCUCUUGACUGGUUUAUUAAGAUCUGAUUUUCCAAGCGAGAAAUCAUACCUCCAUUGGAAGAGCAGACAAGUUAAUAUUUUUGAAGAACUAGUUCGUUCUGAUCAUAUGAAGGCUGAAAAAGAGAUGAUCGAGGAGUCACUUGCAAAAAUAAAAAAUUCAAAGGAAUGGGAUAUGAAGAUGUCCUCUUCACAACGGAGGGAUGUUCUUUUAACUCUUCGACAAGUUGCUUUGGCAUUCUCAUCCAUACCUGGGCGCUUUGGAAUAGAGGGUGAAACAUACUACUGGACCAGUGGUUAUCAUUUGAACAUUAGACUCUAUGAGAAACUGCUUUUCGGUCUAUUUGAUGUUUUGGAAGAAAGUCAGAUUAUAGAGGAAGCAGAAGAGAUCUUGAAACUGGUCAAAUUAACUUGGUCAAUGUUGGGCAUUACAGAGAGACUGCAUCACACAUUAUUUGCUUGGGUGCUUUUUCAACAGUUUGUCACAACUGAAGAGGCAAUACUAUUGGACCAUGCUAUUCGCGAAGUGAAGCAUGUUUUAUCUGCUGACCUCAAGGAUGACAAAGAAGUGUCCUACAUGAGAAGCUUAACGUGCCCAACCGUUGGCAUUGAGUGCGAAACUAGAUUUGAUUUGCUGCAGUCCAUAUUUUUCUCAAUUAGUUUGUGGUGCAACAGUAAAUUGCAGGAUUAUCAUCUAUAUUUCAGUCAGAAAUCUUCGUUCUUUGAGAGGGUGUUGACAAUGGGGUUAUCCACUGGGACUCAAGAUUUUAUUCCACAGAGAAAUCCCCAGUCUACAGGAUAUUUCCUUCCUAAUGAUGUUGUUACUCAAAAGAUAAGAGUAUACAUUGAGAAAACUCAAUAUGCUGCCUGCAGGAGGGCUAUUGAUUUUGCUACUGGCUCUAUGAAUGGUAAGAUGCAUCCUCUGGCUAUUCUUGCAAGUGAACUCAAACAAAUUGCAGAGAAGGAUCUAUCCAUAUUCAGCCCCAUCUUGCGUCGUUGGUAUCCUGGAUGUGCCAUGAUCUCAGCCAAGAUGUUACACCAACUUUAUGGUGAAAGACUGAAACCCUUUAUGAAGGAUAUUACAAGCAUCACUGAGGAUGUCAGGAAAGUGCUUCCCGCAGCUUAUGGUCUUGAGUGUUACCUUAUUGAACUCUAUUCUUCAGCUUGUGAAGAAAACAAUUCACACCAUAGCAGAGGAUUUGAGCGUUAUCAGAUUGCUGAAAUUUCAAAGCCUUUCAUUCUGGAUUGGGUAGUUGCACAAUAUGAAAGAAUUCUGGAAUGGACUGGGCGUGCUUUUGAUCUUGAGGACUGGGAACCUCUAUCAGCUCAGCAAAAGCAUGCAGCUUCAGCAGUUGAAGUGUUUAGAAUCAUAGAGGAUACAGUAGAUCAAUUUUUUCAGUGGAGCCUCCCAAUGGACAUAACUCAUUUACAAGCUCUAUUAUCGAUAAUUUUCCACAGCCUGGAUACUUAUUUGUCGAAUGUAAUUAGCCAAUUAGUUGAGAAGCAAAAGUUGUACCCUUCUACUCCUCCACUGACUCGCUACAAGGAAGCAACAUUUCCUAUUAUCAAGAGAAAGGUGGCUGAGAGUUCAAUUAUUGAUCAUGAAAUAUAUAAAGAGUUGGAUGAGCUGACUUCUUCCAAGCUAUGUAUCAGAUUAAAUACUUAUCGAUAUAUUCAAAAACAAGUUGCGAUACUUGAAGAAGGCAUUAGGAAGUCGUGGGAAUCUGUCGCAUCAAACAGAAAAGACAGAUAUUCAACAGAGAGAACUCCUGGAACUUUGGAGCCAACAGAUUUAAAUGGUGAAUCAGUUUCUGAGCUUUUUGUUGCCACUUUGGAUUGCAUCAGGGAUUCUGCAGCUCAGGGUAUUCAGAAGACUAGCGAAUUUUUAGGUGCCAAAGUUGUAUUCUGGGAUAUGAGAGAUUCAUUCUUGUCUUAUCUAUAUUAUGGGGGCGUCGAAGGAAACCGCAUAGAAGCUGUACUGCCUCAAUUUGAUAAAGUCCUGAAUGAUGUAUGCAGUGUGAUUGACGAUACAAUCAGGGACCUUGUAGUGUCAAACAUUUGGAAGGCAUCAUUGGAAGGUUUUAUGUGGGUUUUACUUGAUGGAGGCCCUUCACGUGCAUUUUCUGAUUCUGAUACUGUAUUGAUUGAAGAAGACUUUAAUAUGCUAAAGGAGUUGUUUAUUGCUGAUGGAGAAGGCCUCCCUCGUUCAUUGGUUGAAGAGGAAGCAAAAUUUUAUCGUCAAGUUCUUAGCCUGUUUUCCCUUCAGACUCAAUCCUUGAUCAAGAUGCUAAUAUCAUCCAGUCAAAACAUGUCAGCCGGUGUGAAUAGUUAUAAAAAGGGUCAAAGAUAUGUUGGGGAUACUCAUACUUUGCUUCGAGUAUUGUGCCACAAGAAGGAUAAGGAAGCUUCAAAGUUCCUGAAAAAGCAUUAUCGGUUUCCUGCCUCUUCUGAAUAUGAUGAGACUGCAGUGGAGAGUUCCAGUUUCGGUUCCCCUUUUGUUGCAGACAUCUUGAAACGCGGUGCCUCCUUCAGUUGGUCUGAGAAAAGCCAUAGCAGCUUCAGGUCCAUAACGAAGAGAUUUCAACAAGUGUCGUGGAAAUAAGACCUGUGGCACGAUGAAAUAUGAUUACAUUUGGCCAGUAGCAAGCAUAUAAAUCGCGCGAAAACUGCAACAACUGAUGCCUCAGCUAGCUUAGGGCUGUAGCAGAGUCCUUUCGACCAAGAAGAGGAGAGGGUAGUGAUGCUUGUAGAAUAAAAUUAGCCGGAAAGGCGUAUUCAAACAUGCCUCUGAUCAGCCCAUGCUUUGAGCAAAUGCUCGAAAGCCGGAACUGGUGGAGCGAUUUUGGCAAAGGAACCACCUAUAUUAAUCAUUGUCGCUCAUAUAGUUGCACUUACAUAUACUUCCUUACUAUUUGUGAAUCGGUUGUUUAUGCAUACACACGCACAGUGAAAAUCAAUACUCCCUUCGUCUGCGAUUAAAUAUCUUUUUUUUUUUU
Salvia hispanica is the source of this 3929-nucleotide messenger RNA. RefSeq names its product DNA topoisomerase 4 subunit B (DUF810). NCBI's taxonomy places the organism in Eukaryota, Viridiplantae, Streptophyta, Magnoliopsida, Lamiales, Lamiaceae. The record is from RefSeq and is a predicted model, not a curated record.